Messenger RNA from Stylophora pistillata, 1878 nucleotides. RefSeq lists its product as uncharacterized. The record is from RefSeq and is a predicted model, not a curated record. Lineage: Eukaryota; Metazoa; Cnidaria; Anthozoa; Scleractinia; Pocilloporidae.
GCUGCUCGUGGCAACGGGGAAGCAGCCAUCUUGGAAUAGAUGGUCAACGAAGGUGAAGGGCUAGCUUUACGUGCUGUGAUAUCCGUUUGAUCGCAUCUAAACACCGACAGGACUUCAGAAAUGGCUGGAACGCUAGCUCAGGCUCGUGUACAGCUUCAGAAUGCUGAAAGUUCUAUCCUUUUUAUGCAACAAGAGCACGCAAAAACAUUGCAGGGACUCUAUGCGGAGAUCAACAAGCUCCAAAAGAAAUGUGGAGAACUAACUUUUAAACUGGCUAUGAGCGCUACAACUUCAAUCGACAAUGAAGGUCAAAUAAAACAUUCUGUAGAUGAGUCACAAAAAGUACUGGCUGAAUUGAAGACCGAGAACAUUGAACUUAAAGGAAUUAUUGAAAAGAAGAACAAAAGAAUUGUUGUUCUGGAGGCUCAGCUGAAAACACUGGAUCAAAAGUAUGUCAAGGAUUUAUCAGAAAAAGAAUCUAAUCUGAUAACUGUGUUAAAGGAACUUGAAAAGAAGUCAGACACUGUAGCAUAUCUGACCUCUCAACUUCACAAUAGCAAAAUACGACAGUCUGGAAGACAUCAUCAAAAUCAGCCUUCCACAGGGAAAAGCAUCACUGAAGUUGCUAAGGAGUCACAAGAUACAAAAAUAGAAAGUAAUAUAGCUGUGGAGAAUGGAUCAUCACACACAGAUACCACAGGGGGGACAUCCUCCAGAACACCUGUACCACCAAGACAGGGUACUCCUUCCAAUGUUCAUCGACGGUAUCACAGGUCUACUACAUCUCCUGUUCCUCAAUUGUUAGGUACUAAGAUGAAGACUUCAAGAGCUGUUGGAAUCCAAGCCUCGCCAAAUGAGAUCCAACUGAAUGUAGCACCCAUGAAAUCAACCAAAGGCAUGCCCUUGCGUCCAAAGCGAGCUUCUUCUCCUUCAAGACCAGGGCUAGGAAUUUCAAAAGGUAUACAGCGUUCUGCUGGAAGGGACAGACCUUUACCUGAUGAUUAUGUAGAGUUCCUAAGAACUGGAACCAGACCAGAUCCGCAGGUAGUGGUAAGGGCUGUACCAGAACCCUUGCCACCAAUUUCUGCAAAUGAAAGACUAGCCUCGACACCAAAAACUCCAUACGCUGGAAGGGUUCAAAUGAACAGGGUGCAUUCCUCCCAGGGGGUACCUGCAACAAUCUACACAGAUGGGUCUACUGCCGUAGAGGAUGUGGGAAAAAUUAUUGUGUCACCACUAAGUUCACCGGAAAAAGGGUGGCGGCACAAGCAGCAAUCGCAACAAAAUGGACCAGAAUGAAUAAAUGAACUGUAUUAUAUUGUACAUAUUGCCAUUUUUUGAUCAACGUAUUCAUAAGCCUGAAGUCAUUUGUUUUGAGAAGUAGCAUGUACAUUUUAAUGUAAAUAGUGUGUAUAUGUUUCAAUUCCUUGAGCCUUUUAUUCUGUUAUUAUCAUCUGUUUUAGUGAAAUAGUCUUGAAGAUGUGUUGAUAAUAAUAUAUAAUGGAGGAUCAAAGAGUUGACAAAUGUCUCAUCGAUUAAAUGUGUACAUUAGAUUCUUAUUUUUUAUGUGAUGGUUUUCUUGUUACUCUCCUAAAACUUAAAGCUUUUUAGCAUAGGUUUGUAAAAAAUCUCAAAUUUUUAUUUGUACAGUUAUGCUUAGACAGGGACAAAAGCCAACAUAGAUUACUGGUAAUUACUUUAUAGAUAGAAACUGUGCAUAUAUAGACUUGUAGCAUAAAACUGUUAUGAUAUCAAAACUGAAAGUGUGACUUGACUUUUGUGGUGAGAUUGUGAACAACCCAAGCAGGUGUGGAUGUUGGCAUCCUUACCUACUUGAAGUUGUACUGAAAGCAAUAAAGAAGUUGCUUCUUUAUCUGA